CUGCCCGUCCGCCCGCCCGCCUGCCGCUGCCCUCAGCCUCUGCCGCCGCCGCAAUCGCUGGGUUGUACCUCCGACUGUCUGACAGCUAACGCGGCGGGCCGGCCUGCGCGGCCCUGGCUGGACAUGGCGGCGCUCUACGCCUGCACCAAGUGCCACCAGCGCUUCCCCUUCGAGGCGCUGUCUCAGGGGCAGCAGCUGUGCAAGGAAUGUCGGAUUGCACACCCUGUUGUGAAGUGCACCUACUGCAGGACUGAGUACCAGCAGGAGAGUAAAACCAAUACAAUAUGCAAGAAAUGUGCUCAGAAUGUGCAGUUAUAUGGAACGCCCAAACCUUGUCAGUAUUGCAACAUUAUUGCAGCAUUUAUAGGUAACAAAUGCCAGCGCUGUACUAAUUCAGAAAAGAAAUAUGGACCACCAUAUUCUUGUGAACAGUGCAAGCAGCAGUGUGCAUUUGACAGGAAAGAUGACAGAAAGAAGGUUGAUGGGAAAUUGCUGUGCUGGCUGUGCACACUUUCAUAUAAACGGGUCCUUCAGAAAACCAAAGAGCAAAGAAAACACUUGAGCAGCUCUUCCCGUGCCAGCCACCAGGAGAAGGAGCAGUAUAGCCGACUGAGUGGCGGAGGUCAUUAUAACAGCCAGAAAACACUUUCUACAUCUUCGAUUCAAAAUGAAAUCCCAAAGAAAAAAUCCAAGUUUGAAUCAAUCACGACCAAUGGAGACAGGACUUACUCCUGGCUCUGUGCUCAGGGAUCACUCCUGCCAGGCUCGGGGGACCAUAUGGGGUGCCGGGGAUCGAACCCAGGUCAGCCGCGUGCAAGCUUUUCUCCAGACCUAGCUCUGGAUUCACCAGGCACUGACCACUUUGUCAUCAUUGCCCAAUUAAAGGAAGAAGUAGCUACUUUGAAGAAGAUGCUACAUCAAAAGGAUCAAAUGAUUUUGGAGAAAGAAAAGAAGAUUACAGAGUUGAAGGCUGAUUUUCAAUACCAAGAAUCUCAGAUGAGAGCAAAAAUGAAUCAGAUGGAGAAAACCCACAAAGAAGUUACAGAACAGUUGCAGGCCAAAAAUCGAGAGCUCCUGAAGCAGGCAGCUGCCUUGUCCAAGAGCAAGAAGUCGGAAAAGUCAGGGACUAUAACCUCUCCAUGAGAGAUUACAAGGAAGCUCUCAGCAAAAGCAGUGGAUUCCUGGGUUAGGUUUGGUGACCUGGCUGUUCUCUGGGAAUUGCAAGGUUUCUUAAGAAAUCUCUAUUUUAUUAUAAUUAUUCUUCUUUGUGUGAUUGCAAUGGACUGAAUGGAAACAAACCUGGUUUGUGCUAUAUUAUGACUGCAUGCUUGGAUGUUUGGAGUUUAAAUUUCACUCUUCUCCCCCUCUCUCUUAGUCUUUCUUUGGUACUACUUUUUUAAAUGCGGAUCACUCACUGCUCAAUGCUAUGUGCAGCAAGAUUUUUUUGUGUGUAUUGAUCAUUGUGUCCUGCCACUCCCACGAGCAAAGGGUUUGGCAUUCAUUACAUGUCACUGCCACCCUUUGAACUUUGAAAACUGCCAUCUUAAGUUUGGUAUAGUGGUAGAGGCUUUCUCUCUUCAGUAUAUCUUUCGCUUCAGGGUAUAUUUUUGGGUUUUUUUCCAGGUAUAUUAUGUAUGAACUUUGUACUAUGUAUAACCAGAAUUUUAUUUAUUUAAAAAACAAAACAAAAACAAAAUUUUUUUCUUGAUAAAGAAAUAAUAGUAGCCUAGCUUGUUGUUCUUGUAAAAAUUAUGCCACUAAAAAAAAAUCCUGCUCAGUAGUUUUUAGUAAAGAACCAGAUCUUUUUCUUCUUACCUUGGAGUCUUAAAACCGAUUGGUAAGGUGAAAAUAAUUCAGUGCGUAAGUAUGGAGUUAAGUGCCUUUUGGAGGAUUCCUUGGAAGAGCAUUUAAGAAAAUACUUAAGGGAGGUAGCAAAAUUCGAAGAGUCUGUCUUUUAAGUAAAGGCAGAUAGAAAGGUUGUCCAGGUUGUACUGGACACUUCCCUCCUGUCACCCCUUUCCUGGUUAUGUCAUUGAUUUUAAAUACUUACACUGCCUUUUUUUAAAAGUACCGUUGUUUAUAUGAGUUGUCAUAAUGAAUCAUUGUCAAAGAUUUAUUUUGUAGAAGCAGAUUCACAAUGGAAUAAUGUUGACAUUAAUAGGAUAUGGGGUCAAUAUGAGCUUCUCAGGUAUGGACUGCGUUUGAUUGGGAGAAAUGAUAUUACUGUUUUUUUCUCUUCACCCACUCCAACCUAUACACUCCUAGACUUUAAUGGAAAGAUACCGAAAACAGGUCCAGAACAAGAGUGUGCUCAAUUGCAAGUUGUUUAAUGCUCCAUUUCCCUUCUUGAUUCAGUAGGCAUGUGGAUUUACUUUUCUAGGAAAGGGGAUAAGUUGGCAUUACUAAGCCAUACUCUCAGGUAUCCCCAGUGUGAUAUUUUAAAAAUAAAUAGGGAGGUACGUAGUGUGCCACAAAACAGAGAAUAACCAAUUACCUUGAAACUAUUCAGCACGGUAAAGUUAGAUGUAAUUAUGAAGACAGAUGAAAUUUGUACUUAAGUCUACAAAAUAAUUUGAAGCAGUGGUUUUUAACUUGAUAUAUAUUUAUUAAAAGCAAGUGCUUAUAAUUUAUAAUGCAGUUUCACAAAUGGACCCAGGCACAUAAAUGAAUAAAGAUAUGUAAAUGGAUGG
This is a messenger RNA of Suncus etruscus (white-toothed pygmy shrew), 2690 nucleotides long. RefSeq names its product family with sequence similarity 76 member A (gene FAM76A). Bases 124 to 1143 code for a protein of 339 amino acids. The record is from RefSeq and is a predicted model, not a curated record. The transcript is spliced from 10 exons. Lineage: Eukaryota; Metazoa; Chordata; Mammalia; Eulipotyphla; Soricidae.